AUGGGGCAAGAUUCUGGUGAGGACCGCCUGAAAGACAUGCUACAUACCCUCCGGCAGCUUGAGGGUAGUGACGUGCAGGUCAUUCAGGAUCAAAUGGACAUGACCUGUGGUAUUGUGAUGCAGACAAAGGUCCAGAAGAUGAUGUUUGAGCGCUGGGGUGAGACGUUGGCGAUGGACUUCACGCACAAUACAAACAACCUCGGGUAUCACUUGGGCAGUUUGGUCGUCACUACGGCUACGGGUAGAGGAUUCCCUGUAGUUGACUUUAUUUCUCUGGACGAACAAGCAACGACAAUAUCAACGAUUCUCGAAUACUUCAAGGAAAAGAACUCUAGAUGGCAAGACGUUAAAACAGUGGUCAUCGACAAGGACUUUACUGAGUGGCGGGUUCUACAAACGGCAUUCCCCAAGGCUACGAUUUUACUCUGCCAGUUCCACGCCAUCACAUAUUGGAAGAAGGUCAUGAAGCGAUCAGUGUAUCGGCUGAACGUUUCACAGCAAGAAGUACUUCUCAAGUUGAUGGUGAAGCUGUUGUACAGCUCAACAAAGACUGCCUAUGAAGCCAGGCAUCUCGUGCUAAAGCGGUACUGCUUGGAGAAUAAGCGGCAAGCGAUCUUUGCCUACUUUGAGAAGAACUGGGAUCCGUGUCGUGGCAUGUGGUCUAAUUUCGCUCGUGGAAAGCACUUUACGGCUGGCAACACGACCACAAAUCGUAUCGAGUCCAAUUGA
Molecule: messenger RNA, 729 nt
Organism: Phytophthora nicotianae INRA-310
Lineage: Eukaryota; Oomycota; Peronosporomycetes; Peronosporales; Peronosporaceae
Exons: 3
Coding region: 1-729 (242 amino acids)
Source: RefSeq, a predicted model, not a curated record